This is a messenger RNA of Lynx canadensis (Canada lynx), 2684 nucleotides long. It is a transcript of the gene TTLL11, whose product is annotated as tubulin tyrosine ligase like 11. Gene Ontology annotation, cellular component: cilium. The record is from RefSeq and is a predicted model, not a curated record. Gene Ontology annotation, biological process: microtubule cytoskeleton organization; protein polyglutamylation. Lineage: Eukaryota; Metazoa; Chordata; Mammalia; Carnivora; Felidae. Gene Ontology annotation, molecular function: tubulin binding; tubulin-glutamic acid ligase activity.
GCACCGGCCCCUGAGCGCAAUGCAGCGGGGCAGCUCCGAGAGGGAGCUGGCGGCCCGGUGGGAGGCGGAGGCGGUGGCCGUGACCAAAGCGCUGGCGGCGGCGGAGCAGGUCCGCGUGGACUCGGGCGCGGCCGGGGAGCCGGAACGCAAGACGCCAGAGGAACAGCCCAAGGACCCGGCCCCGGCGCAGCCCCGCGCGGCCGAGGAGGGGGACGCCCGCGUCGUCCCGCGGCCGCCGCCCACGCUGCCCCCGGCCAAGCCGCAGGCGGCGCGGGCGCGGGGCCUCUGCCCGCACGGGAAGCCCCGGAGCAAGGGCCAGGGCGGCCGACGGAGCUCAGGCCGCGCGGCGGACGAGUACCACUCCCAGCGGCCCGUCACUGUGGACAGCUCCAAGGCCAGGACCUCCCUGGACGCCUUGAAGAUCAGCAUCCGCCAGCUCAAGUGGAAGGAGUUCCCAUUUGGCCGACGCUUGCCUUGUGACAUCUACUGGCAUGGAGUUUCAUUUCAUGACAAUGACAUAUUCUCCGGCCAAGUGAACAAGUUUCCAGGCAUGACGGAGAUGGUGCGUAAAAUUACUCUGAGCAGAGCCGUAAGAAUCAUGCAGAAUCUCUUUCCUGAGGAGUACAACUUCUACCCUCGCUCAUGGAUUCUGCCUGACGAGUUCCAGCUCUUUGUGGCUCAGGUUCGAAUGGUGAAAGACGGUGACCCAUCCUGGAAGCCCACUUUUAUUGUGAAACCUGAUGGUGGUUGUCAGGGUGAUGGAAUCUACCUCAUUAAAGACCCCAGUGACAUCCGCCUGGCAGGGACCCUUCAGAGCAGGCCAGCGGUGGUCCAGGAGUACAUCUGCAAACCUCUUCUUAUCGACAAACUCAAGUUUGAUAUUCGUCUGUAUGUCUUACUCAAGUCCUUAGACCCCUUAGAGAUUUAUAUAGCCAAAGACGGACUCUCUAGAUUUUGCACGGAGCCAUAUCAGGAGCCCAACCCCAAAAAUCUGCACCACAUCUUUAUGCACUUAACCAACUACUCGCUGAACAUCCAUAGUGGUAACUUUGUCCAUUCGGACAGUACUAGCACGGGCAGCAAACGGACUUUUUCUAGCAUUCUUUGUAGGUUGUCUUCCAAAGGUGUUGACAUCAAGAAGGUCUGGUCUGAUAUCAUCUCCUUGGUGAUUAAGACUGUCAUUGCCCUGACUCCAGAGCUCAAGGUUUUCUACCAGUCGGACAUCCCUGCAGGGAGGCCGGGGCCCACAUGCUUCCAGAUUCUAGGCUUUGACAUCCUUCUGAUGAAAAAUCUGAAGCCUAUUCUCCUGGAAGUAAAUGCAAAUCCCAGCAUGAGAAUCGAACAUGAGCAAGAACUUUCUCCGGGGGUCUUUGAAAAUGUCCCCAGCCUUGUCGAUGAAGAAGUGAAGGUGGCCGUGAUCAGAGACACACUACGCCUGAUGGACCCACUUAAGAAGAAAAGAGAGAACCAGUCUCAGCAGCUUACGAAGCCAUUAGCUGCAAAGGAGGAUCCUUCCGACAGUGAGCCGGCCAGCGCCUCCGACGGCAACGCGGAUCCCGAAGCCCACCUGCCCUCCAUCUGCCUUAAGCAGGUGUUCCCCAAGUAUGCCAAGCAAUUCAACUACCUGCGCCUGGUGGACAGGAUGGCAAAUUUGUUUAUCCGGUUCCUGGGGAUCAAGGGGACGAUGAAGUUGGGACCAACAGGCUUUCGGACUUUUAUAAGGAACUGUAAACUCAGCAGCAGCAGCUUGUCCAUGGCGGCCGUGGACAUCCUCUACAUUGACAUCACCAGGAGGUGGAACUCUAUGACCCUGGACCAGCGGGACUCAGGAAUGUGCUUGCAGGCCUUCGUGGAGGCUUUCUUCUACCUGGCUCAGAGGAAGUUCAAGACCCUGCCGCUCCACGAGCAGGUGGCCUCGCUGAUCGACCUAUGUGAAUACCACCUGUCCCUGCUGGACGAAAAGCGCCUGGUGUGUGGCCGCAGCGGCCCGGCGGGGGGCCGGCCCCUGGACAGCGGCAGCCCCCCGGACGCCACCCCCUCGGCCCCGCCGGUGGAGGGCCACCCCCCGUCCUGCACAAACAGCGCCCCCAAGACAGCGCAUUCCAGACACGCUCUGUCCUGAUGGCCACUCGAUGCUGCCGAUGAAGGGUAAGCCCUCCGGGGCCGAAGAGGACCCUCUGUGCUCCCCGCCUGUGGACAGAGGGCAGGCUGCGGAGAACCCCCGCGGGACAGCCCCCUGCCUGACAUGCCGUCUCCAUGUUCUGCUGAGCUGUGCUUUGAAACAGGCUGAUGGCACCCGCCCGCCUUCCUCUCGGUGGUCCAACUAUGUGUGAGUCAUCGGUGGACAUAUGACAUCCCAAACGCGACAGAUGGCAUCUUCUAUUCUGGGCUCACAGGAAGCAGCCACCGGGGUAAAACUGUUGCGUUCGGGGCACGGGGCGCCAGCGAUCCUGAGCCCGAGCUGCGGAGAGGAAAGAACUCGAGAGAGCUGAGACUUGGGUCUGCCGGGGCCUCCGAGAGAACACUGGUUAACUCCCGGGGACAUCACGCUGAUUUCCUGCCACCGUGCUGUGAAAACCGAGUGGAGUUAGUGUGUGGGCACGCCCGACUCUCCCAUCCCGAUCGCGUGCUCCCCGGGUGUAGUUAACAGACUGGCCUCAUUUAUUUCAUUAGCUUGCCUGUCA